AUACUUCAUCUUCACUGGAUGGACGAGGGAUGGAGACACGCGCGCGUUCAGUGUGAUUCGCCCUCCUGCUGUAGCAAUGAGUAACCUCCUCCUGAACGCUUCUCUGUUCGACUGGGAUGUACUGGAGGGAAGAAACACGUCGCCUGUCCCAUCCUGGGAUCUGGAGCCGGUUCCCGUGAUCCUCAACCCGUGGGAUGUUCUCCUGUGCGUGACGGGAACGCUCAUGUCGUGCGAGAACGCGGUUGUGAUCGCUCUGAUCUCCUACACGCCCACUUUAAGAGCUCCCAUGUUCGUCCUCAUCGGGAGUCUGGCGUUCGCAGACCUCCUGGCCGGCCUGAGCCUAAUCCUCAAUUUCAUCGUAACCUACAUAAUUGACUCAGGAUUCGUUAUGCUGCUAUCAGCCGGGCUCCUCAUCACAGCCUUCUCGGCCUCAGUGCUCAACACCCUGGCAAUCACCGUGGACCGCUACCUGUCGCUGUACAACGCGCUGUCGUACCACACCGAGAGCACGGUGACGUUCACCAGCGUCACGCUUGUCCUGUUGUGGGUCGUCAGCACUUUGAUGGGAUCGCUCCCGGUCCUGGGCUGGAACUGUUUGGACGACGAAAGCACGUGUAGCAUCUGUCGGCCGGUCAACAAAAGCAACGCCGCCGCGCUCGCCGUGUCCUUCCUCCUGAUAUUCGCUCUGAUUCUGCAGUUGUACCUUCAGAUCUGCAAGAUCGCGUUCCGGCACGCUCAGCAAAUCGCAGUACAGCGUCAAUUCAUGACUGCGUCGCACGCGUCCUCCACCACGAAAGGCGUCUCAACCUUGACCACCAUAUUGGGAACCUUUGCUUUCUGUUGGAUCCCUCUUGCCAUGUACUCGCUGGUGGCGGACACUCGAUCCCCUGUGAUCUACACUUACGCCACGGCUCUUCCAGCAAUCUGCCACUCCAUCAUCAACCCCAUGAUAUAUGCCUUCAGGAACCCUGAAAUACUCAGGUCUUUGAGGAUCGCUUGUUGUGGAUGCAUGCCUUACAGAUUCCCCAUGCGACCACGGACACCCAGCGAUGUGUAG
Molecule: messenger RNA, 1057 nt
Organism: Rhinichthys klamathensis goyatoka
Lineage: Eukaryota; Metazoa; Chordata; Actinopteri; Cypriniformes; Leuciscidae
Gene: gpr185a
Product: G protein-coupled receptor 185 a
Biological process (GO): G protein-coupled receptor signaling pathway
Cellular component (GO): membrane
Molecular function (GO): G protein-coupled receptor activity
Source: RefSeq, a predicted model, not a curated record